GGGAGACAGCAACCCAAGCCUCCGGACAGGUGCUGAGGGCGGGACUUGAACGGACUGCAUCAUCAUUAUUGUAAAAUAAGUUUGGGUUUUCUAGUUGCUGCUGCAGAGUUUUUUCCAGCAUUCCACUGUGGAUUUGGAUGAUAUUCCUCUAAAUAAGCGGUCACCAUGAUGUCCGACGAGUACCUGGUGGAGUGCAAGAUUGAUGACGAUGAUGACGAGGAGGACGAGAAACUGCACCAAACGCCGCCCCCGCCGCCACAGUUCUCCACGCCGGCGACUCCACAGCCCUUGGUGUCGCAGCCAGAGUCGCGGGACCCAUACGGCAUUAACCAGCACUUGAAGGUGGAGUUCAGCGACGUGCUGGCGGAGCCGGCCUCUCCCCACAGCUGCGACCGCGUCUGGAUUUACAGUGGCAUCGGCUUUGAGUCGGCGCGCAUCUGGAGCUACCGCUGCCUCACGCUGCUGUGCGCUGUGCCCGUCUCACUGCUCACCGGCUGCCUCUUCGCCUUCCUCGCCUGCCUGCACAUCUGGUGCGUGAUGCCGUGUGUGCAGGUCUUCCAUUCCUGCCUCCCCUGUGUCCGCUCCCUGUGGCUCAGUGUGGUUAACAUCUUCAUCGCCCCCCUCUGCUCGUCUGUUGCCCGCUGCUGCAGCGGCCUCUACGUCAAGCUCUCCAAAGAAUGAGGGACGGGGGUUGUGAGGGGAGGGUGCGCUGUCUCCCUCCCUCUGGGAGAACACCACUGCAGCGGGCCUGGCUGAGGGCCUUCCCAUGGAGGAAACUGCUUUUCCAAGAGAAGAGCUACGGAACAAAUACCUAUGCAAAACAUUUACACAUUCUCUCUCUUUACAAAGAUUCAGGAGCAUCUGUCUGGCCAUCUAAAGGGCCUGGGAAUGAAACAGAGAUAGAGGCUUGUGAACAUAGCACUGUCUGUCCCCAGGGGGGAGAGUAGCAUAGAUGAUGUGUGAUUGGGUGAUGAUUGAUGUACUUAUGUAGGGGGUUAUAAGGGGACAUCUGCUGCAUGUGUUAACAUUUUCACCAGUUUCAAUAAAAUUUACCGU
Molecule: messenger RNA, 1056 nt
Organism: Megalops cyprinoides (Indo-Pacific tarpon)
Lineage: Eukaryota; Metazoa; Chordata; Actinopteri; Elopiformes; Megalopidae
Gene: cav4b
Exons: 4
Coding region: 166-681 (171 amino acids)
Biological process (GO): caveola assembly
Cellular component (GO): caveola
Molecular function (GO): molecular adaptor activity
Source: RefSeq, a predicted model, not a curated record